CAGGGAACCGAGUGUCAAUCCACGCGAUCGGCGCCAUAUUGAAAUCUGUGUUGCUUGUGAAUAGAGCCAGGUUAAAAACUUAACCAUACCUCGGAUAAAAUGUCUGCUGAACGGCUGAAGAUCAUCAAAGAGCGCUCAAAGCUAAGAAGGCAACUGUUAGCACAGCAACUUGGAGCUAAAGACUCGAAAGAUAUUGGCAUUUUGCUUGGGGGUCAGGAAGAUUUGAAACGUGGAGAAGGUACUCAUGGAGAAGAAGAGCAGCUCAAAUCACCCCCUGCCAAAAAGAUGAAUCCACCAAAGUUUAGAUUGCCAGGAGUUCACAGUAAAGCUCCAAAGGUCCUUGUGAAAGAUGAUAAAGCAAACCGGCAGAAAGGAGAUGAAAGUGAUGAAGAAUCUUUUGAAGAACUUUACACAGAUUCAAGUACAUUCUUGAAGGGCACACAGAGUCUUAAUCCUCACAACGAUUAUUCACAGCACUUUGUCGAUACAUUGCAACGGCCACAGAAUUUUAUCAGAGAUACAGGUCUGGCCGACAGAUUUGAAGAAUAUCCAAAGCUGAAAGAGCUCAUAAGACUCAAAGACGAAAUCAUUGCGAAGAGAGCAACACCUCCCAUGUACCUUCAGGCUGAUUUGGAAACCUAUGACCUCAGGGACUUAAAAAGCGUUUUUGACGUCAUUAUGAUCGACCCACCGUUAGAGGAAUACCAGAGGAGAUGUCCUGGAAGAACUUUCAGCUGGAGGCCAUGGGAAUGGGACGAGAUUAUGAAGUUGGAGGUAGGAGAGGUAGCUGCGCAGCGUUCGUUUUGCUUUUUGUGGUGCGGCUCCGCAGAAGGACUUGAUGAAGGCAGAAAAUGUCUGAGGGCCUGGGGGUUCCGAAGAUGCGAAGAUAUAUGCUGGAUAAAGACCAACAAGAAGGAGCCUGGCAAUGUGAAGUACAUGGAACCAAAAUCUGUGUUGCAACACACGAAAGAGCAUUGCUUAAUGGGGAUCAAGGGUACCGUCCGGAGGAGCACUGAUUUUGACUUUAUCCAUGCCAACGUCGAUUUGGAUAUCAUAAUCACUGAAGAGCCGGAGUUCGGAAGCCAAGAGAAGCCGGAAGAAAUUUUCCACAUCAUCGAACAUUUCUGUUUGGGACGAAGAAGACUUAAUGUCUUUGGAAACGAUAGCACGUUGAGGCCAGGUUGGCUGACAGUUGGCCCAGAUUUGUCAAGCUCGAACUUCUCAACUGAAUCAUAUUUGAAUUACUUUAAUAAUGGACCAGAGGACUACCUAGUGGGCAGUUCCAAUGAGAUCGAGACACUGCGGCCAAAGUCGCCUCCAAACAAAGGCAAAAGCCAGCCAUUUGCUCGUGGCCGCGGGGGCUCAGGCCGCGGUGGCAUGCCUGGCCGUGGUGGCGGCCAAGGUCGAGGCGCUGGACAGGGACGUGGUGCUGGUGUUGGACGGGGGUUGGACCUUGAUAUGAACUUACCCCCUGCACACGGUAGUGCAAAUAUAACGGUAGUUGGAGAUGGGCGGGCCCCACGGGGUGGUAUGAUGAAUACGGGGUUCCCUCAUUCGAUGAUGGGGGGCACAUUCAUACCCCGUGGUGGCUAUCACCCUAGGUAGCUUUCAUUUUUUUUUAAAUUUGCGUUUUGCAUUAAAAGUAAAAGCCAUAACGAUGUACUUUUGUUUAUCAAAAAUGACAAGAAAAAUAUUGCGAUUGAUUUGACAGCGAAUUAAUCUCUAGUUUGAGACGGAUAUCAAAGUCGCUUUUUUCCUUAUGUAUCCUUCGACUUUUCACCACAUGUUUACCAGUUACCGCUUGUUAAAGGCCUAUAACUCAAAAUCGUCAAAAACUUUUUUUGGGUAGAAGCUUACCAUUUUCACAUGAUUUGAUUUUGAAAACUGGAGAUUUCAAGUUCCAAAAUUAUUUCUUGAAUUGCUGGCAAAGAAUUAUGAUUGAAAGACGUCGAGUAACGUAAAGAAACAGAAUAAAUAUAAAAUGAUUGCUUUUGUAGGGUUAAAACGCAUUUCAGCAAAUUAAAAGUUGCCCACCCAGGGGCUUGUGUGAAGAGGGUUGGCAAGUGCUUCCUUGAAUUGUCAUAUCGGGAAAUUUUGCAUAUUUACGUAUUUUAAUGCUAUUUUUAAAAAAUUCUUAUUUUCAAGGGGUCGAAGCAGGGAAUUCAAUUUUGUUCUUAUUUCUCAUAAAAACAUAUAUUUUUAAGCACUAUAAACACUGCAUUUUCCAAACCUUAACAAGCCACUCAAAAAAAGGAACGGCUCCACUCCAAAGAAGAAACGCCUCAAGAGCCUAGAGUGCCCCACUUGUAUUUCUACCUUCGCUUGAUAAAAAAGGAAUUGUAUUUUUUGGCGCAGAGAUUGAUAGUUUCUGAACAUAAAUCGCAUGAAACAAAGAUAGAACUAAGUUUAUUUAGCAUCUUCAGAUUUUAUUUUUCAAAGACUUCGCCAAAUACUUACUCCUCUUUUAAAGGCUUUUGUGCAACCGGCAUGCUUUGCGACUAUGUUAUCAAAAAAGGCCUAAUAUCGUAUUGGAUGAAAAUACAAAAUACAGCCCAAUUCUCCUUAUGUAAAUGGUAUAUUUUUCCACUUAUCGAAAUGUUGGUCCGUUUUUAUUCUUAACCAGAUUCUUUGCAAUCUGGUCUGUUUUCUGAUCAAUUCUUCCCCAGGUCAAAUUCUUGUUUAUUUCUGCACCUGGUCAAGUACAAAGCAAUUUGGAACCAUUUAGUUAAUUUUUGCACUGAUCAAAAAUUGAAUCGUUUUUCUUUUUUCUUCAUUUUACAACCAACCACAAUUUUUGCCUGUGUUUCUCUAGUACGGGAGUUUUAACUGAAUUCUACGAAAUUAGAAACUUGUAUGCACUUGCUUGGCUUUCCUUCGCAGUGGCAAGUAAACUAUGACCGCAGGCUUUAUAACGUUUAGAUUCAUUCGAAGCAAUUUUGUACAUAAAUUUGCAACUAUAAUUUGAUAUUUUUGGAACCAAUUCUUACAAUACUACAAUUAUAGUCAAGCCAUGCCCAAAUUUUGUUAAUUCAAACUUCCUUUUGUCUCUUCUAUACGGGCUUUAAAAAGUUUGAAUCUAGAAGACGGGUGUGCAAAAAUGCGCAUUUUGCAGAUCACACAUUUUGAAAGCAAAUGUCAUGCCAUCAUCCACAGCUUUCAUCUGGAUAUAAACAUUUUGGAGUCUCCAUUUUUAUAGAAAAAGUCAAGACUAUAGGCUUAUCAAAAAGACCAUUCACAGAUGAAAAACUUUUAAACACAAAAGUUGGUUUUUCCGACAUAUAUAAACUCUAUAAUGGCCUCGAUCCUGUUUUCAAUUAUUUCAUAGCGUAUUUCAAGAAAAAAAUAUUUUUUGCAGUCUCAAUUUUUAAAAAAAGGCCAAAGUUAAAGUCUUACCAAAAGGGCCAUUUUCAGAUCGAGAAAUGUGCAACUCAAACUUUGCUUUUUACUGCUUUAAAUGAACUCAAAAAUUGACUGAAUCAUGCCUUUUGCUAUUUAUUAACAGUGGUUAUUUAGGUAAAAACAUAUAUUUAUGGAGUUCUUAUUGUUUUAUAAAAGAAAAAGGUUGUAGGCUAACCAAAAGGGCCGUUUUGGGAUCAACAAUUUGGCAGCACAAACUUUUUUUUCUGCUUUAUUUAAACUCAAAAAACGCAUGCAUCAGAUCUUUUUUCAUUCAGAGCGAAAAUUUGAAUAAAAACUGACAUUUUCGGAGUUUCAAUUUUGA
Rhopilema esculentum is the source of this 3721-nucleotide messenger RNA. Its product is annotated as N(6)-adenosine-methyltransferase non-catalytic subunit METTL14. Gene Ontology annotation, molecular function: mRNA binding. NCBI's taxonomy places the organism in Eukaryota, Metazoa, Cnidaria, Scyphozoa, Rhizostomeae, Rhizostomatidae. Gene Ontology annotation, biological process: mRNA modification. Gene Ontology annotation, cellular component: RNA N6-methyladenosine methyltransferase complex; nucleus. The record is from RefSeq and is a predicted model, not a curated record.